ACAGAAAGCUAAAAAAAAAUGGCGCUCGAUCUGCGGUGAAGUUGGGUAGAUUUGGAGUUGUUUUUGUCGGAAUGUCGGAGUGUCAAAAGUGUCACAAGUAAUAAGAGCAUAACUGGGGUGUAAUGAGACUGCGGUGGAUUAUUGUAUAAAACUCUGAGAGGACUUCCAUGCAGAUAACUCGAGGUCAAUGCCCACUUCACUGUAAAUAUCAAAUUUCAUAACGUUGGGGGGUACGCGAAAUCACGAAUGCUCAGGUUAUGUUGAAAUAAUUUUUUUUUUUUCAAAUUGACAUCAAUUCGAGGCCGUAUGAUAAUCGGCAUAUGGUCGUGAUAAGUUUAGUAAAUCCAUGAUAAAUCCUCACAGCCAAUUAAGAUGAAGUCUGCUCUGUUCGUUGUGUCGAUAUUGUGAUAUUAUUAUCUGUCAAAUAAACAGAGUCAACACGAGCCAAUGUCUAUCGGGUAAAAUAUGACCCUAUUUUUAUUUUCUCUCUCUUGGUUUUAUUUGUUCCUCAUUUUUUUGGUUUUUUGUGGGGCUGUGAAGUUGAUUUAACCAGCGGAUGUAUGAGUCAUCAACAUGAGCAUUUUGAGAAAGAGAUUGAUCGAGUUUGAGGAAGUCCUGAAUGAGGAGGAGAUUGAUAUCUCCCACCUCAAACGAAUAUGCUUUCAUGGAAUUCCUGACGAAGGAGGUUUGAGGUCUCUCUGUUGGAAACUGCUGCUCAACUACCUUCCCUUGACGAAAUCAGAUUGGGAGGAAACUCUUCAGAGGAAGCGAGAUUUAUACAACACUUUUAUAGCUGAUUUAAUCGUGAUGCCUGGGGAGGAGAGUCUCGACGGUGAGAGAGUGGAUGUGACUCUACACGAUCACCCCCUGAACUCGAGCCCUGGCAGCAAAUGGCAGACGUUCUUCAAGGACAACGAAGUCUUACUGCAGAUUGAUAAAGACGUUAGGAGACUGUGCCCUGACAUAUCAUUCUUCCAACAGGGCACUGACUAUCCUUGCACGGCUAUUGUCGGGUCCAAUGGGCCAAAACGUUUGCACUGCAGAGUCCAGCAUACAGUGCUGAGAAGUGCUAAUGUUGAGAGGAAAGGUUUGGGCGUGACGAAGAUCGCAGUAUCAGUGAGAAAAGCCCCGGAGGAUUACGCCCCCUUGACCGAGGGUGGUGAGGCUCACUGGGAAGUCCUGGAGAGAAUUUUGUUUCUCUACGCAAAGUUGAAUCCUGGCCAGGGAUACGUCCAGGGUAUGAAUGAAAUCGUGGGACCCAUUUAUCAUGCGUUCGCGUGCGACCCAGAUUCCAAGUGGCGGGAGUGGGCUGAGGCUGACACUUUCUUCUGCUUUACCAAUCUCAUGGCAGAGAUCAGAGAUUUCUUCAUAAAGUCUCUGGACGAGGCUGAAUUUGGAAUCAAUGCCAUGAUGAUUAAACUCAGCCAACAGGUCAAGGCUAAUGAUCAUGAAGUCUGGAUGAGACUUCAACAACAAGACCUUUGUCCGCAAUAUUACAGUUUCAGAUGGCUCACACUGUUACUCUCUCAAGAAUUUCCACUGCCUGACGUUAUGAGAAUCUGGGAUUCCCUCUUUGCCGACGAGAAGAGAUUCAGCUUUUUAACACACAUUUGUUGUGCUAUGAUAUUAUUACUCAGAGAUCAGUUGUUGGACAAUGAUUUUGCUACUAAUGUCAAACUUUUACAGAACUUUCCGUCGAUGGAUAUUCAGAUUGUGCUGUCUAAAGCAGCUACCCUGGCAGGGAAAACAUUGGAUACUCCUUAAUUAUACUCUCAAGAUUUAUGAAAUAUAUUUUUGUUUUCACCUGGAUAUAA
Messenger RNA from Diachasmimorpha longicaudata, 1814 nucleotides. RefSeq names its product TBC1 domain family member 13. Gene Ontology annotation, molecular function: GTPase activator activity. Lineage: Eukaryota; Metazoa; Arthropoda; Insecta; Hymenoptera; Braconidae. Gene Ontology annotation, biological process: intracellular protein transport; activation of GTPase activity. The coding region runs from base 574 to 1764 and encodes 396 amino acids. The record is from RefSeq and is a predicted model, not a curated record. The transcript is spliced from 9 exons.